AGACAGCGAUGGGCGGAGUCUAAACUGCUUGAAGAAGAAGUAGCCCGGCGUCUGGAGCGGCAUCUACACGAGCAGCUACAACACCUCUUGGUAGAGAGGUCGUCAGAUUUUGCUGCUGAAGUGGAGCGACGUGUGGAAGUUGAGCGAGCCGAGAUCGAACGUCAACGCGCUGAGGAGGCUGAACGAAAGGCCAGGCAAGAAGUGGAAGCCGCUUUGAGGCGUGAGGUAAGUGUUUAUGAUAAGUUUCCUAUUUGUGGAGGUGGCCAGAAAAAAGAAACAUAA
Messenger RNA from Protopolystoma xenopodis, 282 nucleotides. The record is from the annotation of a GenBank genome assembly. Lineage: Eukaryota; Metazoa; Platyhelminthes; Monogenea; Polystomatidea; Polystomatidae.